AUGAGCUCGCCCAGUCCGCGCCCACCACAACACGGCCGCCGUCCUUCGCUCGUCCAGCAAGACGACGGUCUCUACCACUCGGCCCUGCCUACGCGCACCGGCAUGCUAACGUCCAUGAUGCGCUCCCGCUCCCAGCAGAGCCUGCACACGACCUGGCGCGGCCACCACCACCACGCCUCCGACGACGGCGACGAGCCGCCCGUCCGGGGCCGCUCCCGCGGCCACCCGCCCGCCGACGACGACGAGCUCGAGCGCCUGCUGCACGACGAGAACCGUCUCAGCCAGAUUCUCCACGGACCCCAGAACCGCAGCAUGAACCUCAUCGGCAAGAGCAAUCCCCGAUAUCGGUGGAACUCGUACUGGAAGUCGGAGGAGGAGCUGCAGGGCAUGUCGAGCAAGAUAGUUGCUUCUGUGCGAUGCAUUCUGUCUCGUGGCACCAAACACCCACCCAUGGUUCCCCCUCUUUCCGGCUCCCCCCAAUUGUCCGACUGGCUGGCUGACACAAAACCCUCUUCUCUUCCCACCAGACGCGAGUACUACGAGCGCACAAACGACCUCGUCCAGCAGUACAUGUACAUUGACUGCCUGCUCGACUCCACCAUCCCGCACGAGCUGCUCAACGAGUACAAUGCCGAGCUCGAGGCCUCGGCCUUUCGCGGCGUCGACAUCCCCAACACCAUCUCCGAGGAGCCCGACUCGUCGUCGCUGUCCGGCUCCACCGCCGACCGCUUCAACGGCGGCGCCUCGUACGGCUCGACCAACACGCUGCCGCCCGCCGUGCCCGAGAGCGCCAACAGGACGCCGCCCCUCCCCGCCAAGCGCACCCCCAAGGACAUCUUCCGCUCCUCGGAGAACCUGACCAUGCUCCCGCAGAACCACGCCGCCGACGACGACGACGACGAUGAUCACCCCGACGGCACCCGCCACGCCGCCGCCGACGAGAGGCGGCCGCUGCUCCGCGCCGACGCCAAGGACCUGGAGAACGGGCCCCGGCCGCUGCUGCCCUGGCUCGAGGAUGCCGAGAUUGACAGCGACGACCCCAUUGUCACCCUCGCCAUCUACGUCAAUCUCGUCGCCAACGUCGUGCUGCUCGCCGGUAAAAUCGUCGUCAUCAUCUCCGUCCCCUCCAUGUCCGUCCUGGCCUCGUUGGUCGAUGCCGUCCUGGACUUUUUGAGUACCGCCAUUGUCUGGACCACCACCCGCCUCAUUGCCUCUAGCUCAAGCGACCUCCACCGAUACCCUGUCGGACGCACUCGCCUCGAGCCUCUUGGUGUCCUCGUCUUUUCCGUCAUCAUGGUCACCUCGUUCUGCCAGGUCGCUCUGCAAUGCAUCCAGCGUCUCAUGGGCCCGGAGCAUGAGAUUAUUGAGCUCGGCAUCCCGGCCAUUGUCAUCAUGGCCACCACCGUCGUCAUCAAGGGCGCCUGCUGGGUCUGGUGCCGACUGGUGAGAAACUCUAGUGUCCGAGCACUUGCCGAAGACGCCAAGACUGAUGUCAUUUUCAACAUUGGCUCCAUCUUGUUCCCCAUUAUCGGCUUCUACGGCAAGAUCUGGUGGCUCGACGCCACCGGCGGCCUGCUGCUCUCCCUCGUCGUCGUCUUCACCUGGAGCCAGACGUCGGCCCACCACGUCCGCAACCUGACGGGCUUCGGCGCCGAGCCCGACGAGCGCAACCUGCUGCUCUACCUGACGAUGCGCUUCGCCACGGCCAUUCGCAAGAUUCAAAACCUCCGCGCCUACCACGCCGGCGACAAGCUCUUUGUCGAGGUCGACAUUGUCCUCUCCGCCAUCACCCCGCUCAAGGACUCGCACGAUCUCAGCGAGGUCCUCACCUACUUUCUCGAGUCCGUCCCCAUUGUCGACCGCGCCUUUGUCCACGUCGACUAUACGAGCUACAAUGCGCCCACGCAUAUGCUCAAACAGUCUUCUUCGUGA
This is a messenger RNA of Cordyceps militaris CM01, 1932 nucleotides long. RefSeq names its product cation diffusion facilitator 10. Gene Ontology annotation, biological process: monoatomic cation transport; transmembrane transport. Gene Ontology annotation, cellular component: membrane. The transcript has 5 exons. NCBI's taxonomy places the organism in Eukaryota, Fungi, Ascomycota, Sordariomycetes, Hypocreales, Cordycipitaceae. Gene Ontology annotation, molecular function: monoatomic cation transmembrane transporter activity. The coding region runs from base 1 to 1932 and encodes 643 amino acids. The record is from RefSeq and is a predicted model, not a curated record.